This is a messenger RNA of Xenopus laevis (African clawed frog), 1366 nucleotides long. RefSeq names its product CLN8, transmembrane ER and ERGIC protein S homeolog (gene cln8.S). Gene Ontology annotation, molecular function: ceramide binding. The record is from RefSeq and is a predicted model, not a curated record. NCBI's taxonomy places the organism in Eukaryota, Metazoa, Chordata, Amphibia, Anura, Pipidae. The transcript is spliced from 3 exons. The coding region runs from base 325 to 1182 and encodes 285 amino acids. Gene Ontology annotation, biological process: nervous system development; lipid homeostasis; phospholipid metabolic process. Gene Ontology annotation, cellular component: endoplasmic reticulum; membrane.
CGUAGAUCUAUUCAUAUAUACUUUUGUAAAAUGUACACCCUCAAUUUACGAGGUAUGCACUUAACAUAUGAAUCACAAUUUUGCUCUAAACUUUUGAGAAUCUAGAGCUCUUAGUUCCCCCCUUGCCACUUGGUACAACCCAAAACGGCUGAGAGAACAGGAAGCGUUCGUACAAUAGCUGCCUGUUAGAUCAUGUGCUCCAAGAGCAGAGCUUGCACUAUAGGCUCUAGUCUGAUUCGCCGAAGAUAAUUAUCCGUGCCUUGCAUUCCUGCACAGUCAUGGAGUUCUAGGAAAUCCUUCUUGCUCUGCCUGACCUAGGCCAAAAUGAGUGUCAUCAACAGUCUCCCGAAGGUUGAGGCAACUCUUAGUUUGGAAUUGGAUUUUUCAUCAUGGAAUACCUGCUUAACAGUCAUCGGUGCCAGUUGUCUGGGAUAUCUGUUUCUUUUUGUGUUAUGCCAUCUAGUGUCCAUUCUUGUGUCAGCUACUUAUUGUUCUCUCUGUGCCAAAGAGAAAGUGUUUUGGGAUCUAGCAGCCACACGUGCAGUAUUUGGGGUGCAGUGCAUUUAUGCUGGGCUGAGAGCUUUACUAAUCGACCCAGUACUCACUGCUGACACCAUCACUGGCCAGCAGAGUUGGUCCCGGUUUACUGUUCUAAUAGCAGCUGGUUUUUUUCUGUUUGAAAAUCUUGCUCUUCACCUUUCUAAUUUAAUAUUUUGGACAUGUGAUAUUUUCCUAGCAGUUCAUCACUUUUUUGCUUUUGUUGGAUAUUUGGCUGCUGUAAUUUGUAGCACUGGCGGACAUUAUUUGUAUAUGCUGACAUUGUUACUGGAAAUGAGCACUCCAUUUACCUGCAUAUCCUGGAUGUUGCUUAAGGCUGGUUGUUCAAAUACCUUAUUUUGGAAAGUUAAUCAAUGGAUAAUGAUUCAUUUGUUCCACUGCCGCAUGGUCCUCACUUAUCACCUAUGGUGGGUAUGUUUGUACAACUGGGAUCGUUUCAUAAACUCUCUGCCCUUUGUAUAUAUAGUAUUCUUCUUAACUGGACUGGCAAUUUUAACGAUAAUACUAAACCCUUAUUGGACUCAUAAGAAGACACAACAGCUCUUGACUCCAGUUGACUGGAACUUUGAGGAGACAUCAGGGAAAGCAAAUGGAGGGAUUAAACUUCAAAAAAAGAAACAGUAAAAAAAAAUCCUUUUUUAAAGCUACUAUCGUUUUUCUCUUAUAUUCUCAGGCCAACAGUAUCAAUGUGAGAAAUGCCUAUAUUAUAAUUAUUCCCAUCUACAGUGUUACUGUUUUGACAUAACUUUAAAUUACCAGUCAUUUUAAAAUCAGACAUGGUGGCUGUACUAAAAAAAAUAUUGCUUUG